AUGGAUCGAACUACGUCCAAUACGACAAAAAUUCAGGUUACUCUACUACCUUUGUUUGGAGGCGGAAAUAUAUUAAAUAAUGCAACAAGCUCUGAAAUAGUAUCAGCUCUAAAUGAAGAUAUAUGGGCACACUUUUACUUAAGUAUGUUGUUAUUCCUGGCAGUGGUCUUAAUUAUGUCAGGUACAGUCUACACAAUAAACUUUGUGGCUUUGAAGCAAACAAUGAGGAUCAAAAAGAUUUUGCUUCAUUCUGUUUUGAGUCAAGAUAUCACUUGGUUCGAUUGCAAGAAAAACCUAGAUUUUACCAGUAAAAUCAAUGGAAAUCUAGAUUUGAUAAAAGAUGCCAUUGGAGAAAAAUUAAUUACUGCAUGUUAUAUGCUCUCAAUAUUUUUCUUCCAAAUUAUAAUAUGCACAAUGACAGGAUGGUUAUUAACAUUAACAGUUGGGGGUUCAUAUAUGAUACUCUUAAUUGUUUCUUCUAUUUUAAUUGGAAAAUCUGAGAAAAGACUUGCGAAAAGAGAAUUAGAAGGUUAUUCUAAAGCCGGAUCUAUCGCAGAGGAAGUCUUUAAGUCCAUCCAAACAGUUAUCGCUUAUAAUGGAGAGGAAAAAGAAUCAUUGAGAUACAGUGAAAGUAUAAAAAUCGCUGAAAAAUUCAGCAUCAAGAAAAAUUUCUUUAGUGGCCUCCAGAGCGGGAUUAUGUUUUUUCUGGCAUAUACUGUAUUAGGAUUGGCCUUUUUUAUUGGAAUAUAUUUAAUGGUACAAGAUUUUCACCUACCGGAAGCACAAAGGACUUACUAUUCUGUUUCAAUAGAAACAAUUGUUUUUGCUCUUGCUAGUGGUGCUCAGCAUCUUACUGUAACUGUACCAAGUUUCGAAGCUAUAACCUCUGCAAUUAGUGUUGCAAGUCAUAUCUGUGAAAUCAUAGACCAAGCAUCAACAAUAAAUCCUUUCAGUAUUGAUGGAAUGGUUAAAGAUCUGAAUGGUGAUAUUGAGUUUAAAAACGUACACUUUCAAUAUCCUUCAAGAAAAAAUGUAAAAGUUUUGAAAGGAAUAAGUCUAGCCAUCAAACGUGGAGAAAGUGUGGCUCUAAUUGGUCGCUCAGGAAGUGGAAAAUCAACAAUCUUUCAACUACUGCAACGGUUUUACGAUACUAACAAGGGAGAAAUCUUACUUGAUGGGACAGAUAUUAAAGAGAUAAAUACGGCAUAUUUGAGAUCUCAAAUCAGUGUAGUUCAUCAGGAACCAGUUCUAUUCUCAGGUACUAUUGCGGAAAACAUAAGAUUUGGAAAUCCGCAGGCGACCCAGAAAGAAAUUGAAAAAGCAGCAAAGAUUGCAAAUUGUAACGAUUUCAUUGAAAAACUGCCUAAAGGUUAUGAUACAAUAGUUGGAGAAAAUGGAGCUCAAUUAUCUGGUGGCCAGAAACAGAGAAUUGCUAUUGCAAGAGCAGUUAUAAAAAAUCCAAAGAUUCUUUUAUUGGAUGAAGCAACAUCAGCCAUGGAUACUCAAUCUGAAAGAAUUAUACAGAAAUCUUUGGGAAAUGCCAUGAAAGGACGCACCACACUUAUUAUAUCUCAUAGACUAUCGGCCAUUAGAAACGCGAACCAAAUCGUUGUGGUAAACCAAGGAGAAAUUGUGGAAAAAGGAACUCAUGAAGUGCUAAUGAAUCGAAAAGGAAUUUAUUACGAAUUCUUUAUCGAGAGUCAAGAAGAUAUAUCUCAAGAUCUAAAUGGUGGUGUUAUUUUAGCUGAGUAUUUAAAAGCUUUUGAAACGGUUAACAUUGAUGAUAUCUACAAUAUUGCAACGUACUGCACGGUGGAAUAUAUUGCUUUAGCUGUAACGAUUGGCUGUGCAGCGCUCAUUCAAACUUAUGUCUUUGGUAAGGUUGCUGUUCGAUUAAGUUCUCUACUUAGAAUUAGGUGGUUCGAGACCGCAAUAAGACAAGAAUUGGUGUGGUAUGACGAGCAGGGCAAUAAUGCUGGAGCUCUAACUGCUCGCCUGUCCUCAGACUGUGACAAAGUUCAAAGAGCAACCGGUAUCCAAUUGUCUCUGAUACUUCAAAUGACUUCUUCCGCUAUUGUAAGCAUAAUUAUAGGAUUAUUAAUGAAUUGGAAACUAGCGCUUCUAUGUUCCAUGAUAUUUCCUAUAAUUGUUAUUGUGGGCAUAUUAGAAUCUAAAUAUGCAAAUAUAAAUAGUGUUAAGAAAAAUGAAACCCUGGAAAAUGCAUCAAAAAUUGCUGUGGAAGCUAUUAGGAACAUUCGAACUGUAGCUUCGUUUGGUCAAGAACAUCACUUUCUUCAAAAGUUUAACCAAGAAAUUGAUAUCGCCGAAGCAGAAUUGAGGAAUAGGACAAAAUAUAGAGGUUUAGUUUACAGCCUAAACUCAACCAUUAGCUUCCUAUGUUAUGGAGCACUAUUCUUAUACAUUGGACCACUGGUGACAAGUGGCGAGAUUUUUCCUACAUCUAUUGAUUACAAUUGUGUAAAAUUCCGGUAUCCUUCACGUCCCGAAAUGGAAGUUCUGAAAGGUAUAACAUUUAAGGUGGCAGAAAGAAAAACUGUGGCUCUUGUUGGGCCAUCAGGCAGUGGAAAAUCUACAUGUGUUCAACUUUUGCUAAGGUUCUAUGACCUUCUCGAUGGCAGUUUGGACGUACAUGGAAGGUCUAUCUUUGAUUUUUCUCUGUAUGAUCUUCGUUCACAAUUCGGCUAUGUAUCUCAAGAACCCAUUCUCUUCGAUUACACCAUAGCUGAGAAUAUCGCUUAUGGUGAUAAUUCUCGAAAGGUACCCAUAGAUGAGAUUAUCGAAGCUGCCAAGGACGCUCAAAUCCAUUCUGAGUUCAUUUCGAAACUACCAUUAGGUUACGACACUCCAGUAGGAUCUAGAGGUGAUCAUCUGUCAGGUGGUCAGAAGCAAAGAAUUGCUCUAGCUAGGGCACUAAUCCGUAAACCUAAGGUUAUUAUUCUAGAUGAGGCCACUUCAGCUUUGGAUCCCGACAGUGAAAAACUAAUACAGAGAGCUCUAAGCAAAGCCAGUAAAGAUCGAACUUGUAUCGUUAUUACUCACAAACUCUCUUCUGUAAGACAUGCCGAUCUUAUCUGCGUAAUCGAUCGUGGAGUGAUAACUGAAAUCGGUACUCACUCUGAUCUUGUUUCUUAUGGAGGAACUUAUUCUAAAUUGUAUCAAUCUUUCAAAUAA
This is a messenger RNA of Phlebotomus papatasi, 3192 nucleotides long. RefSeq names its product multidrug resistance protein homolog 49-like. Gene Ontology annotation, cellular component: membrane. Lineage: Eukaryota; Metazoa; Arthropoda; Insecta; Diptera; Psychodidae. Gene Ontology annotation, molecular function: ATP binding; ATP hydrolysis activity; ABC-type transporter activity. The record is from RefSeq and is a predicted model, not a curated record. Gene Ontology annotation, biological process: transmembrane transport. The transcript has 6 exons. The coding region runs from base 1 to 3192 and encodes 1063 amino acids.